Trichoplusia ni (cabbage looper) is the source of this 1956-nucleotide messenger RNA. It is a transcript of the gene be2, whose product is annotated as venom carboxylesterase-6-like. The transcript is spliced from 10 exons. The record is from RefSeq and is a predicted model, not a curated record. The coding region runs from base 157 to 1842 and encodes 561 amino acids. Gene Ontology annotation, molecular function: hydrolase activity. Lineage: Eukaryota; Metazoa; Arthropoda; Insecta; Lepidoptera; Noctuidae.
ACAUCAGUGUAAGUUCAUUUGCUUAGAAUCACUCGUAGCUAUAUUAUAAAACCUGAGACACCGGCAUUUGUUUUCAUUUCGUGUUAGCUUUCGAGGCGGCAUCAUCUACGCCCGAUCACAAGUUAGACGAAACAGGUUUUUUUUUCCACGAGAAAAAUGUGGAAGUCGUUUUCGAAAUUCGUAGUUUUAAGUUUUGUUUUGACGUUAAGUGAUGUAAGCUGUGAAAAGGCGCCCGUGGUGCGGACUCCACUGGGUGAUGUAGCCGGGUACUAUAUGACAACGAGGGGAGGAAGGCAGAUCAGUGCUUUCACCGCUAUCCCAUACGCACUCCCACCUAUUGGAGACCUCAGAUUUAAGGCGCCUGUACCAAUAAAUCAAUGGGAAAACACACUAAAUGCCUCCACUGUUAGCCCAGUUUGUGUGCAGCGGAACCCUUAUACUCGACAAGAAGAAAUCGUUGGUCAGGAGGACUGUUUGUAUUUGAAUAUUUAUACACCCACCAGAAAUAACGAUGUGUCCGACACAAGUCUGUUGCCAGUCAUGGUGUUUUUCCAUGGCGGUGGUUGGAUGUGUGGGGACGGCACCACUGGCAUGUAUGGACCGCAUUUCCUUCUUGACAGAGAUGUUGUUUUCGUAGCUACGAAUUACAGAUUAGGUCCACUAGGUUUCUUAUCCACGCAAGAUGAGCACUGUCCCGGUAACAACGGUCUUAAGGACCAGCAGGAGGCUUUACGUUUCAUACAAAAUAACAUCGAGAGCUUUGGUGGUGAUAAAAACUCCGUCACAAUAUUCGGGGAAAGCGCUGGCGGGGCCAGCGUGCACUACCAUAUGCUGUCAGAAAAUAGUGCAGGUCUCUUCCACAAGGCGAUAUCUGAGUCAGGUACAGCUCUUGUGCCAUGGGCUGAAGCUGCCCCUGGUGAGGCUUUGAGAAACGCCUUCCGCCUGGCCAAGUUCCUGGACUGUCCUCAAGCGCCUUCAGAAAAUAUGAUCAGCUGUCUUCGUACUAAAGACAGUUACGAUAUUAUCAACACAGAGUUUCUGUUUUAUGCGUGGGACUACGAGCCAAUGACCCCUUUCAAGGCCGUAAUAGAGCCUGACCAUCCCGGAGCAUUCUUAAGGAGAAGUCCACGUAAGACACCGAACGUGCCUGCAGUACCCUGGAUGACUGGACUUAACAAGGAUGAGGGAUGCUUGAAGUCUGUUUGGAUUACGUCAAACACGAGCAGAUAUAACGAAUUCAUGUCAGCGUUUGAGACUAUUGCACCUGUAACAUUCUACUACGAAAAUUCGCCGUACGCUGAAGCUAUCACUGAAAAAAUACGUCAAAAAUAUUUGAAUGAUAAAGACGAAUCCGCUUUGAAGAAUGGGAUUCUCGAAAUGUAUUCCGACUCGUAUUUUGCGUAUCCCGCCGUGGACGCUGUUGAGAAGGUGUUCAGUUACACAAAGAACCCUGUUUACUUGUACGACCUGUCUUACAAAGCUACCAACAGCUUUUCACAGAUCUUCGGUGACGAGGAAGGAGAUUACGGUGUUUGCCACGCUGACGAGCUGAUGCACCUGUUCCCGAUCGAGUUCCUCUCAAAACCAUUUUCACCAGAAGAUAUCGAAAUAAGUGAAACUAUCAUUACACUGUGGACUAAUUUUGCGACUACAGGGAAUCCAAACAAACCCGUGCCUGUGCCAUUCAAAUGGGAACCGGCAACUUCACCGAGCAAAAUGGAAUAUUUAGAAAUUAACAAAGAAUCAGUGAUGAAGUCAGACUUGGGAGCUCGUUCGAGAUUUUGGAGCACUCUCCCUCUUUGGUACAACGUGCGAGGCCGAAAGUUUACAGACGACCUAUAGUGGCAAAGUACCAGCUAUCAGUCAUGUCAAAAGAGAACUAUUAGUUGUAAGGUGUAAAUAAUUGUAAAAAUAUCUAAAAAGUAAGAAUCUAAUAAAUGGAAGAAACCAUGGAAA